AUGAGCGAAGGGGAGCGUACUACGAUUGAUAAAUCUGAGAGCAGUUCUUUUGAGGACUUAGCUUCUGCAGCUGCGCAUGAAAUAGAAGAGGCGAAACUUGCUGAUGCAGCAUCUGCGAAAAUAGACAAGAAAGACGAAAAACCUCAGGAAGAGUGGCAGGAUGUUCUUGGCUCUGGCGCUUUGCUAAAAAAGAUCAUAGAACAGGGUGAUGAAGCAAGUGGAGAGAGGCCACAAAGAAGCGAUAUAUGUAGAAUUAGCUAUGAACUUAGAUUACAGGAUGAUCCAAAAAAUAUUAUUGAAAAACGAGAUAACUUGAAAAUUUAUUUGGGUGACAAUGAAAUCUUACAAGGUUUGGAUUUAGCGCUUACAUUAAUGUACCGAGGUGAGGCAUGCUUAUUGCGAAUAGCACCGAGAUUUGCUUAUGGAGAUUCAGGUCUUAAACCUGGUGAGAGCCUCGGUUUGGUUGGUGAAGUUGAUAGUCCUAAAUAUGAUGGGGAGCCUAUAGGACCAGAAACAUGGCUGGAGGCUUCACUGAAACUUCAUGAUUGGACAGAAGAAUCUGAACAUGAAACAUUGCCUAUUGCAGAAAGAAUGGAAAUAGGAAUUCGUCGUCGUUGUCGUGGUAAUUGGUGGUAUGGCCGAGGGGAGUCUCAGUUGGCUGUUCAGUUGUACCGACGAGCUUUGGAUGUUCUUGAUGAGAGUGAAGGGGGUAUUAGUGACCCCACUACCUCAGGAGAUAUGGAACCUGCUUCAGAAGCCCUUCACGCCUUGCUGGAAGAACGACUCAGGGUUCAUAAUAAUAUGGCUGCUGCUCAGUUGAAAGCCGGUGCUUAUGAGGCCGCUUUACAGGCUGUAACAAGAGUGUUGACCUGUCAGCCUCGCAACGCAAAGGCUUUGUACCGUAAGUCACGAAUCCUAACCGCAAUGGGGCGUAACUCUGAAGCCCUAGAAGCAGCUAGGGCUGCUGCAGCGUUGGCCCCCGGUGAUAUUGGAGUACGUAAAGAAUUGUCGAAAUGUGAACAGAAAGCUACAAGAGAUAGAUCUGUUGAGAAAAAGUUAGCUAAAAGGAUGCUGGGGACUGCGGGGCAGUCUAAACCAGAACCAGAGAAAAAACCUUCCAGAGCUAAGAUGUUCAUAUGGAGUUCUCUGCUGCUAAGUUUCUUAGUUGGUGUUGCCAGUGUGUUAGUGUAUCGCUACAAGAUGCAAUCAGAAUGA
Molecule: messenger RNA, 1215 nt
Organism: Danaus chrysippus (African queen)
Lineage: Eukaryota; Metazoa; Arthropoda; Insecta; Lepidoptera; Nymphalidae
Source: the annotation of a GenBank genome assembly